GGUCUGCCGACUCCCGAUCUUCGGCUACUGUUUAGCUUUCGGCUUUUGGCUCUCGGCUACGUCUUCGUCUGCUGCUGGCGUGGGUCGUCUGGUUGGAGCCAUAAACCCAUUAUCGUUAUAUUGCUUGUACGAUUUGUGGGUCCCACGACUGUAAAAUCUGAUUUGUGUAGACGUGUCGUCGCUCGACUCGAACCGAUUCGAUAUGGUGGAAUGGGAGCUCUCCAACCAGAAGUAGAAACUGAGAUAAGAACGCGGAGAAGCCGCCGCACACUCGCUCGCUCUUUGGUGGGGUUGCCCAGGUAGCAGGCAACGUGGCGCAGGGGGAGGGUAAGGAAAAGUAAAAACUGAAAAAACUAAAAACUGAGAACUGAUAAUUGUGCAACGUACACACACAAACCUUGCUCGAGUUAUCAGUUGGAGUGACAACCGGAAAUUAAAGUUGAAAUCGACACGAUUACUUCAUUAGCUCUCAUUCGGGUCGUGUGUGGGUGGCAAGGUCACACCGGGAGCUCCUCUCGGUGGAGCCAUAACUAACCAAUUAGCAAUUUGCCAGGCGGUAGCAGGCGUAGCCAGGCACCUUCUCUCGUGGCUGGAGCGGAGUGUGCCAAGGUGAAACGCAAUCAGCAAACAGAAACUAAAACUGAAACAGAGAGACUGAGUGUCAAAGACUUGGGCCAAAUUCGAUCAGGUGCAAGCGACACGGAGAGGCAGGGCCACGUAGUCAGGCUGAGGGAUGAGCAGCGCCGCUUCGUGGAGAUGUCGAUGUCAUUGGUCUAAAAGUGAAGGCGUACAAGUACGAGAUGUAGACAGAGUCAGAACUUUAGCGAAUAUGCCAAGGAAUGUCAAAAGAAAUGAAUUUACCUUUUUGACUGGAUGAGUGCCCUGCUCCAGCUCCAGCUCUAGCUCCAGCUCCGAGUCGCACUUUACUGCAAAUGCAAAAACUUUAGACAGGGAAUCAAUUGUUUUUGCCUUGUUUUAUUUCACCCAAGACACGCAACAACACAAUGGAAAACAAUGGCAAGAAGUCAACAAUUUUGAGCCAAACGAAACCGCUAGAGAGAUUUCCUGGAAAAUGUUUCCCAAUAAUACAAACAAAGAUCUCAAAUGAAGGUCUCAUAUUGCCAGAAAGCCAGGAAAUAUGAAGCUAUUUAUGUUACGAUUUUAUGUGUAACUGGAGAGAGAGCUAAGAGCUUUGAUAAACACAAAUAUACCCUUAAAAUUUACGACUCCGAGGGUAUGACAAGCGCCAGGAGGAGGCGGACUGUAACUAGCAACAAAUGAACAGGUCGGGGGCGUGACAACAACCGUGAAAAGAACUUGAGGAUGACAGUUAUGGGUUACAAAGGCAAGGAUUGAAUCAAAUAAAUAAGCGCGCAAGGUUCUCGUCUCGACUCGUCUCGUCUCAUGUCAGGCAGUUGGGGUCGCUUCGGAUUGAAUCCAGGGGUUGAAUGGGAUUCGAUUGGAACGAACAAACGAACGGGUUAUAAGGGUGUGGGCGUGGGGGUAACCUUACCACGUCCACAUCCACGUCAAGUUUGCAUGCGGCUGCAGGUAAUUCCUCAUUUCAUGCCGUUGUUUUGCUGCCUGGCUGCCCUCCAGCACUCCUGCCCUUUACAUAAUCACAAUAAAUAAAUGAAGGAAUGAAGCGGCGAGCGAUUCCAUUAGCAUAACAUCGCAUAAGACGUGUCCUGCUCUGGCUCGAGCUCUAUGUGCCUCUCUGAAUCAGUUGCAUUGGAGUCGCUGAGCUGUGAUGAACGUGUGGAAGGCAAAGGUGCUAACGGAGGUGCCCUUCGGGCAUGUGCUCGUUGUCAGUGGACGCGUCAAGCCGCAUCCCAAUAAAAUCUCGCUGGACCUCACGGACAAUGUCAACGAGAAGAACGAGAGCGAAACGGUCUACCUGAAGAUCGAGGCCAACUUCCGUGAGGGCCAGAUCAUUCGCAGCAUGUUCCAGCCCGGCGAGGGUUGGCAGCAGGAGGAAAUCUCCAAGAACUGGAAGAGCGACGGGCCCAAGAAUCCCCUGAUACCCGGCCAGAGCUUCACCUUCCGCGUGGCCGUGCUCCAGCGCUGCUUCGAGAUCUACGUGAACGAUCAGCUGUACGGAUCCUUUGAGUUUGUCAAGUUCCCCAAGCAAAUCAAUUACGUGCGGGCCUAUGGCGACUUCGAGAAGAUCACGCAGUUCCAUCACCGCAUGCUCUUCCCACUGGUCUUCCCUCGCACCCUCAUGUGCCCCGAUCGCAUUGCCUUCCAGAGUGAUGUGCCCCGCCGCUACGAGACGGGCACUGUUGUGGCCAUGGAGUGUAUUGCCAAGGGUCCACCCACCACGGAGUUCUCCAUUUGCUUUCAGUGCAACGACACCGGACGCACCGUGCUUCGCUUUCAGGUGAACUUUGACAGGACGACCGUUUCCAGGAGCUACCAACGCGAGGACAACAGCUUUGCCAGCGACGACGAGGAGACCGAGGGCGAGUUCCCCUUUGUGCGUGGCAAACUCUUCAAGAUUGCCUUUGGCCUCGGCGAUCGCGCUUUUCUCAUUGCCGUCAACGGGCAGUACUUUACGUACUACAACUUCCCAGUGCGCCCUUUCUCCAUCUCUACGCUGAAGUGUUUUACCAAUGAUGUGGGCGACUUUGCCGUGAGGAGCCUGGAAUACCACUCGGACUCGCCGUUGUUGUCACGCGUGGAGAAGCUGUCCAUUAUCUAGUGGGAAAUCAGUUUGG
Messenger RNA from Drosophila subobscura, 2717 nucleotides. RefSeq lists its product as uncharacterized. NCBI's taxonomy places the organism in Eukaryota, Metazoa, Arthropoda, Insecta, Diptera, Drosophilidae. The record is from RefSeq and is a predicted model, not a curated record. The transcript has 4 exons. Gene Ontology annotation, molecular function: carbohydrate binding. The coding region runs from base 1751 to 2701 and encodes 316 amino acids.